CUCCACACAAACAAAUAAACAAAUAACUCACUCACUAGCUUAGCUCUCCACACAAACAAAAAUUCUAACAUGGCCACCAAAUGUACAAUCCCAAUAAUCGAUUUUCUCAAUUUACCCAACCAAAUGUCCAACCUUAUCGCAGCUAGUGUAGAGUGGGGUUGUUUCCGGCUGAUCAACUUCCACAACAUCCUUCCGGCGACUCUGAUGUCCGAUAUGAAGGCUGUGGUCCGAUCUCUGCUUGAUCUACCCGUCGAGAUUAAGCAGCGGAACAUCGAUGUUAUUGCCGGUAGCGGGUAUAUGGCCCCGACGUCUAUAAAUCCGCUGUAUGAGGCCCUAGGGGUGUACGAUAUGGCGUCUUCUGCUGACGUGGAUAAGUUUUGUUCUCUGUUGGAUGCAUCGCCUCAUCAAAGAGAGACCAUUAUGAGAUACGCUGAAGCAGUACACGAGCUUUUUGUGAGGAUUGGAAAGAAACUAGCUGAAAGUCUAGGGAUAAAAAGCGAAAGUAUUGGGAUAGAGAAUUGGCCAUGCUUAUUCAGAAUCAAUAAAUACAAUUUCACCCCUGAAAGUGUUGGAUCACCUGGUGUCCAAAUACACACUGACUCAGGUUUCCUCACCAUCCUCCAAUACGAUGAAGGCGUUGGCGGUCUAGAAGUCAUGGACACGUCCGGCCAGUUCAUCCCCGUCGAACCAUGGCCCGACACCCUUCUUGUUAACCUCGGUGACAUGGCAACGGUGUGGAGUAAUGGAAGGCUACGCAAUGUGAAGCACAGGGUGCAAUGCAAAGAAGCUAAGAUACGAGUGUCAAUUGCAUCAUUCCUUUUGGGCCCAGGAGAGACGGUGGAGCCUCGACCAGAGCUGGUGGACGAUGAUCAUCCUCGUUGGUAUGUUCCUACUACGUAUGAAGAUUACAGGAAGAUGAGGCUCUCGACGGAGUUGCAGGCGGGUGAAGCUCUUGAUCUCUUGCAUUAUACACCAACAGUUGACAAGUGAAAAACCGUGUGAUUCAGUUUCAAUUGGGUUUUCUUUGUUUAUUGUGUGUUUAAGUAGAGUUAAUGAACGUAAAUUAUGUAAUUGGUUUAGAAUGUUAGAAAGUUGUGGAGGCUGAAAUAUAUGACUGUAAUGUUGACAUUGAAUAUUGGUAAUGAAUGAAUAUGUAAUGGUAGUUGUUUGUUGUUA
Helianthus annuus (common sunflower) is the source of this 1176-nucleotide messenger RNA. Its product is annotated as 2-oxoglutarate-dependent dioxygenase DAO. The record is from RefSeq and is a predicted model, not a curated record. Lineage: Eukaryota; Viridiplantae; Streptophyta; Magnoliopsida; Asterales; Asteraceae. The coding region runs from base 70 to 990 and encodes 306 amino acids. The transcript has 3 exons. Gene Ontology annotation, molecular function: dioxygenase activity; indole-3-acetaldehyde oxidase activity. Gene Ontology annotation, biological process: auxin catabolic process.